Coregonus sp. 'balchen' is the source of this 2577-nucleotide messenger RNA. The record is from the annotation of a GenBank genome assembly. NCBI's taxonomy places the organism in Eukaryota, Metazoa, Chordata, Actinopteri, Salmoniformes, Salmonidae.
AUGCCCCAGAGAAAGAUGCUCGGGAGGACAAGUCCAGCGGUCACACGGGAGGACGCACUCCGGGACACACACACCAAGGGUCAACAGGGCUGACGUGGCAGAGCAGGGAGCAAUGGGAGGCCAUACGCACACAAAUAGGCUCUGCACUCACAAGGUAAUAGAUAAAGCCACAUACACACAGUCUCACUAUCAUUUUCUUUCGCUCUUUCCUCUUUUCUCCCUCUCUUCUCUCUCUUCUCCCUCUCUUCUCUCUCUCCACAUAUACACACCAAAUCUAACACAAGGUUGAUGUGAUGCUGAUGUUCUAACUUCUAUCCUCUAGGCGUCUCAGCCAGAGACCCAGUGCAGAGGAGCUGGAGCAGAGAAACAUCCUUCAACGUAAGUCUUUCCAACUCUCCAUCACAAUUUUUCCUUCCCUGAGUAUGGGAAUGAAGCGACAGGUGAAAGCUUUGUGGUGGAGGCGUGGAGCCCUUGCCUUCACCUGUCCGAUCACGUCUGAUCAGGGAUAACUUCAAGGAAGGGAGGAAGGAAUAAUGCACUUUUAUGGAAUUGGAAUGGGACCUAGGUUUUCACCUAAUCACUGCUCAAUCCCCACUGGUAUUUCUCUCUCAGUAAUGAUUCUUGUUAUUUAUAUAAAUGAGGCCAUAUUCCAAGAGCAUGAUGCCACUUCUUAUCAAUGUGGAUUAGGAAAACACAUUUCUCAAUCGGUGUACUUUUGUAUUUGUACCUAGUACCUUUAUUAAAUCCCAUUGGAAAAUCAAAUUUUUGUGAAAUGGACAACAAUUGCACAAUUUGGUGAAUGUCUGCACAGGGUUCUAAAUGUUGGUUUGACUCUCUCUCUCCUUUCCAGCCAAGAACCAGGUAGACAGGCAGGCGGAGGUCCGAGAGAUCAAACGUAGGCUCACCAGGAAGGUAAGACCAGUGACACACACACUCACUACUGUUAACUGUUAUAAGCUAGUUCUCUCAUUUAACAGAACAUUUACAUACAGAGGAUUAACUAGAGUGAAUUGUUAUAAGACGAGCUGAGAGAAGAUAGAAGGUAGUCCUCUUCAAGGGAUACUGGCAAUGAGGCCCUUUAUCUACUUCCCCAGAUUCAGAUGAACUUGUGAAUACCAAUUUGGCUCGCAAAACUACCUCUAACUUCCUUCAUACUGAACACAGAGACAUACAAAUGGUAUUCACAUUGAUCUGACUCUGGGGAAGUAGAUAAAGGGCCUCAUUGCCAAAAUCUCAAAGUAUCCAUUUAAACUCUGUAUUUAACUCCUCCUCUAGCUGAGUCAGAGGCCCACGGUUGCUGAGCUACAGGCCAGAAAGAUCCUGCGCUUCCACGAGUAUGUGGAGGUCACCACAGCCAAUGACUACGAUCGGCGUGCGGACAAGCCCUGGACCAAGCUAACACCCGCCGACAAGGUACAAUCAGCUGUCACUCAUAGCUCCCUAAAUCACGGCUUGUAAUGCACUUAUUUAUUGACACCAGUAUAUCUUAUUGACCAGUAAAGGAAGUAUAUAUUUCUGUGUUUACUUUAGCAUUUAGAUGCUGUCUUAUGCGACUUGAUACAGUUAACUUUCCCUCCUUCGUCCAGGCUGCCAUUCGGAAGGAGCUCAAUGACUUUAAGAGCUCUGAAAUGGAGGUUCAUGAAGACAGUAGGAUCUAUACAAGGUACUUCCUCAGCCUAUGGACAACAUGAAGUUAUAUACACCAUUACAUAAUAUAGAUCUUGAAUUAACAUACCAAUACAUUUGUUUCGGUCCCUUUAAUUGGCGGCUCUUACAGACGGAAAAUACCUUUUUCAGAUGUUGAGUUGUUGUGAUUGAUCAAAUUAUAUUUGAUGUCCCUUUCUUUAGGUUCCACCGGCCUUAGCAUCCACCCCAUACUGGAAAGCACGUACUUAACCAGCGGCCGGCAGAGUCUCUGGAGAGGAGUUGCGGGGUCUUGGUGCUCCCUAAACAGACUGCCUUUUUAUGUUGCUGAAUGUACUGUACAGAUCAUCAAGGAAGGCCCGGGAAUAGACUGAACUGAAAACAGGGGGACUGAGGACCAGAUGCAGUAUUUCUCCCGGACAGUAGGGGGAGCCAAGUGCCAACAAAGUGGAGAGGUGGCAGAGGGGCUUGACCGAUCGGACUGACUGGGAGACACUCUGCCAAUGUGUGUUAUCCCUCAGGGACUUGGUUCCACUGACAACGACCUUUUGCCGCCUCUUUCGAUGUUGCCUUUUUUUUCUGCUUUUACUCUGUAUGGCACAGUUAACCCAUGUUGCAGAGAUGUAAAUGCAAUAACAUUACAGUAAUAAUAGUCAUAAUAAUGACGGCUACAAUAAUAAACACAGUAAUAAUAAAUGUUAGAGACUUGAAGCUGCAGAAAGAGGACGAGGAGGAAGACAACUGUGGGAUUUGCCAUUCCCAAGACUGGAAAAGCUCUGGGAUAAUUGUGUACUUGCUGUGAUUUCUUAGACUGAAACUUUGGAGAGUUCUAAUAAUGACAACUGUAAUGCAUAAUAUUUUGAUCACAUCAGAAAUUACCGCUUUUAUUUGAACCUGUUUUAUAGUGUGCAUUUGUACAUUUUAGUCAUUUAG